GUUGAGCAAAUUUCUUUGCUUUCGAGGCAUUUUAGUGCGGAAUAAAUAAAUAUUCAAAACUGAAUUUUGAUGAAAUUUGACAUGAAAGUCAAAAACUUCAAAUCUGACGCAAAUUUGCAACCAACCUAACAGUGUGAAAAUCUUGCAUAGGGGAUUUAUUUUUUUCACCAACAUAAUGCAACAGGUUGUGUUUCUUUAAUUUAUGAACAGGGUUUACAAAUGCUCUAACUUGGCGAAGUUACAAUAUUCACACUAAAAAUUUUUGCAGUUUUUUAAACUGUGCCAUCAGUGUGAAAGAAAUUAUAAAAUCUUGAUGUUUUUACUGAAAAUGUAAAAAAUCCUUAGAUUAUAAAAAAAAAGUUGAAAAAAAUCCCUUUUUCCCUUUUUGUUAGAAAAAUCCCUAGAACUAGGGAAAAAUUCCCUAAUCUGGCAUUACUGGGUCUAAAUAUGAUGGGCCUGAUCUAUACCUAAUUGAUAAAACGAAAAAAAUAUUUCUGUUUGUUUAGUAAGUUUUAGGGGGAACAAAAAUAGUCAUAUAAUUUGUUAAUGAAAUUGUAUUAAUAUUUUCAUACAACUUAGACCAAGUAUGUGGUUUGUGAUUUAGAUAUGAAAAUUCUACCGCAAAAUAGACAUUCUGCGCAAAACUAGUGCGCAAGAAUUGACGCUUUAAAAAUUUAAGGUUAUGUUUGUAUCAGUUAUUUCAUGAAAUAAAAGAAAAUGUUUGAAGCUCAGGAAAUUAAUGCUGAACACAAGGACUUAAUUCAUGAUGUUGCUUAUGAUUUUUAUGGCCAAAGAAUGGCUACUUGUUCCAGCGACCAAUACGUUAAGGUAUGGGACCAAAAUAUCGACGGCAAGUGGACGUUAACAUCAAGCUGGAAAGCACACAGUGGUUCCGUUUGGAAAGUAACGUGGGCCCAUCCAGAAUUUGGCCAGGUUUUGGCUACUUGUUCAUUUGAUAGGACGGCUGCAGUUUGGGAAGAAAUUGUUGGUGAAACUCCCGGUCCUGGCGAAAGGGGUACAAGGCAUUGGGUCCGCAGGACAAAUUUAGUGGAUUCAAGAACUUCAGUUACUGAUGUGAAGUUUGGACCAAAAACACAGGGUUUGCAAUUGGCGACUUGUUCAGCUGAGGGAAUUAUAAGGAUUUAUGAAGCGCCCGAUGUUUUGAAUUUGAGUCAGUGGACCCUACAAUAUGAAAUUCAAUGUAAAUUGCCGUGUAGUUGCCUAAGUUGGAAUCCUAGUUUAUCAAAAAUGCAUCCUUUAAUGUUAGCUGUUGGAAGCGAUGACCCAAAUCCAGCUAAUGGAGUCAAAGUUUUUAUUUACGUUUAUAGUGAGAGUAGUAGAAGGUGGACCAAAAUGGAUGCCAUCACAAACAUUACUGAUCCCGUUUAUGAUAUCUCAUUUUCUCCUAACUUAGGUCGCAGUUUUCAUGUUUUAGCUAUUGCUACCAAAGAUGUUAAAAUUGUGAAUUUAACACAUGUUUAUGACAACCCUAAUUUACAAAAUGUUAUUACAAAAUUAGAUGCACAAAUUGUUGCUCAAUUUGACGAUCAUGAAUCUACUGUUUGGAGAGUGUGUUGGAAUGUUACAGGAACGAUUUUGGCGUCAAGUGGCGAUGAUGGUUGUGUCAGAAUGUUCAAAAUGAACUACAUAAAUUCGUGGAAGCCAAUAGCAGUACUAAGAGGAGAUGGCUCACAAGUCUCUAAUGAAGGCCAAAGGUCGUCAGUGUCUUCAACAGUAGGACCACAAGUUCAAAGUGCAUCACAGACUGCUAGAUAUAUUAAACUGGGUGCUAUUUCUCAACCAAGGGAUGUCCCUUGGCAUUAAUUUUUUUACUAUAGGUAUAAGAACGAAAAUGAGACGGGAUGUAUUUCAUACAAUACUUACGUAAUAAACAUUUUUUUAGUCUC
This is a messenger RNA of Tribolium madens (black flour beetle), 1907 nucleotides long. RefSeq names its product nucleoporin SEH1 (gene Nup44A). The record is from RefSeq and is a predicted model, not a curated record. Gene Ontology annotation, cellular component: nuclear pore outer ring; Seh1-associated complex. Gene Ontology annotation, molecular function: protein binding; structural molecule activity. NCBI's taxonomy places the organism in Eukaryota, Metazoa, Arthropoda, Insecta, Coleoptera, Tenebrionidae. The transcript has 6 exons. Gene Ontology annotation, biological process: positive regulation of TORC1 signaling; cellular response to amino acid starvation. The coding region runs from base 718 to 1824 and encodes 368 amino acids.